This is a messenger RNA of Pieris brassicae (large cabbage white), 3940 nucleotides long. RefSeq lists its product as uncharacterized. The record is from RefSeq and is a predicted model, not a curated record. The transcript has 10 exons. Bases 202 to 1494 code for a protein of 430 amino acids. NCBI's taxonomy places the organism in Eukaryota, Metazoa, Arthropoda, Insecta, Lepidoptera, Pieridae.
GUGAAGGAAAAAAGGUGAACAUUUAUGUCAAAAAUUUCAAGGCUGUUUUGUGAUGAUUUUAAUUAAUAUAAACGUAAAAAGUAUUCUAACAAAACUUAUGUUUUGACGUCGGUUUAGGUUUUGUGUUUUGUUAUACAGGAGAAAUAAAAUAGUUGUCUUGCAGUGAAAGGUUCAAAACAAAGAAUUAUUAUUGUUGUUAACAUGGGUUAUUAUUGCACUGUUCCACAAUGCACUUCGUUGGCCGGCAAGACGAAGAACGUGAAAUUCCACCGAUUUCCCCGCGACGAUGCAAUGGCUAUGAAAUGGAAUGUUAUUUUAAAACGAAUGAAACCAAUUACAAAAUAUUCAAAAGUGUGCAGUUUACAUUUUACACAAGCGGAUUAUAAUGUCACUACUAUGGGUAAGAAUAAAGGUCAAUGGAAGACUUUGAGCAAAGACGCAGUACCGACACAGAAUUUACCAAAACUAAAUCCAGAUGGCACAGUUAUGGUGAUUCGUAAGAGUCGGACGAGUGUUAAAUAUAAAGGCGAUAAGAAGGAUGAGAACAGCCAAUGCCACCAAGAAUACUACCCUAUUGAAAAAGAGAAGUUGUCAAUGGGUAGUCAAACUGUGAAGACAGAAAUGAUGAGCCCAGAUCCAACCACAGAACCACAAAGAGUUAUUGCACCACAAUCAUCAAUAUUAGCCAGCCGCCUACAAGGGUUAAAUUCUCCGGAGAAACCAAAAACCCAAGAUGCAAUAAUGCAAACGGAUCCCUUAACAGAUGAUGAAAGCCCCAUCAAAUAUGAAUCACCCAAAUAUGUGUAUCCAGACGACUAUUUAAAAAACAAAGAGUAUUUACCACAGACAACAGAGGAAUAUAAUAAAGAAGCGGAGAAAUAUGCGUUGGAGAGAAAGAGCAGUACGUUUGACAGUUUUCAGAAAACUGUCGAUUUUUCAAAGGAGAAAAAUCAGGAAAGUUUUGGUAAAGAUGUCUAUCAAAAGAUUGAUUAUGACCUCUAUUAUCAAGAUAGUGCUGAGAUGUUGAGGAAUCAACAACAAAACAUACAGAUGUUACAGGAACAACAUAGAAUGAAUGAAAAUCAGAAUUUCUUCGACGAGAAUCAUAUAAAGCAAGAAGUUGAGGUCUAUGCAGAGGAAGACAAAUUCUUUGAAGGCAAGGAGAGAGCUGAAGACCCAUUAUACGAGAAUCACAGCAUUAUGCAACAGACAGAAGAGGAAGUCAAACAGGAACCGGAAAAUAGUAAUAACAAUGCUAGCGAAACAGUAAUGCAGUCGCAGCAAUUUUUCAACACACAUGAUCAGAUACCAGAUCCAUUGUACAUAAGUCGACCAGGCCCUGAGCUGUUGAUCGCGAAGCAAAACGCUUUAGCUGCGCACGCACAGUUAUGGCAAAACACAAAGAAGCGACCAUUCUUCUACAGUGACAACAAUCAGUGUACUACUACACCACUAAUGCAUCGGUAUGAGGAUUUAUCGCGAAUCCUUCAGUGAAAGUCAUUCCUCGUAACCUAUCUGACAGAUUCGGUUUCAUUUCUUUUUUCAUUUUCUCCUCAAUUUGUACAACAUUCCGCCAUUUUUAUAUAUAUAUUUAAAAUUAUUUGGCUGUAUUUUUGUAAACUUGUAACAAAUUCGUAAACGUGUAUAUACAGUAACAACUUUAAUUUCCGGGUAAUAUUUUUGGUAUUUUUUAUUUAAAGCCGAUCUUGUCAGACUUCAAUCUCUUAAGUUUUUUUGUGUGAUAUACAUAGAUGAUAGUUUAUUGUAAUUUACUGUAUGGGGAUCAAUUUUUAUACAAGGACGUAGCUAUGUACGUAACAUCAGAAAUAUAAAUACAUAAAUUACGUAAAAUCAUAGAAAAAUGUUAAUAUCAUUUGCAAAAAUUAACAUUAAUUUGCAGAUAAUUUGUAGUAUUUUUUUUUCAUCCUCAAAAUUUAAAUAAUAUUAUUUUGUUGGUCGUUGCUACGUCCUAAAUACAAUAUUUUUAUUUAACCACAAUAUACUAAGACAUCUUUAUUUUAUAGAAAAAGUAAUAGUUUGAAUUUUGCAUUUUCUACUAUCGACAUUGACAGAUGUCAAUGUCACUUUUGAAGGCCUAGCGAAUCUGUCAAGGGAAGAACCAAAGUAAGUUGUUAGAAAGACCAUAAACUACAGAGUCUCCCUAGCAGCUUAGCAAUGUGGUGCCAUUUUUUAAUUACCUAAACCGUAAUAAGUCUUGUUUUAAUAUAUGAAAUGGAACUUCUUAAAAAACGUUACACGAAUUUAGGUUCUUCUAGUUAACAAAAAUGGUCUGAGAGCCGAAAUAUAGAAUCAAAAAUAUACCGGAAUUCGAUUUUACACAUUAUUCUCUAAAGGUAAUAUUCGUGAGACGAAUUGCAACAUUUUCAUACACACUUUAAAAAUAAUAAAAUUGUGAUAUAAAGAGGAAACAAUGAGUUUUUGAAAAGUUUCAUUUCUAUUACGUGUACAGUGUUGCACGGGCAAUUUUUAUAAAUAGUUACCAGUUAGAUUCUUAUUGCAUUUUAUAUGCUGGCAUCAUUUUUGACAUAGCAUUUUUUCGACAGUUGGCAAUAUUUAUAGCUUUUUUUACAAAUAAUGCUUUAUCAUAAAUGAUGCGACUUUUGGAAGAGUACACCUGGGCGGUGAUAUAUCGAAUUUAAGAAUAAUGUAUAAUUUUAGAUUAAGUAUUGUCACAAGAAAGAACUAAAUUUUUUAAAUCUUGCCAAAGUUUUAGGCCACAUGUAAAUAUGAAAAAUUAAUAUAUUUAAGUUAUUUUUUUUUUUGGCGUAUUUGCAGUUGAUAUUUUAUAUUUUUUUGGUGCUGUUAUUUUAUAUAUUUUAUAAUCAAGUACAAUUGAACGCACAUCUCUUGCUUGGUUUCUGUUUUUAAUUUUUUUUUUAUUUAUUUAGAAAGUUCUGUCAAUAACAAAUGCGAUGCGGGCAUAAUAUAUUUUUGAAUUUUUUGAGGAUAAAAAUCAAUAGUAGUAAUACGGCGUUGAAAGAGAUUCUUUUAAAUCAACUUCAUCAAAUUAUUCUUGGCUUGUGUAUUAAUCGUCAAAAAUAUAGUUUUUAAAUUAUUGAUUACAUAGAUAAUUUAGAAUGCAGGAAAGAUAAAAUAUAUUUUCAGUAUGACAAAUCGAUGUUUUUAAAUCCACAGGCCAAAGCUAACGAAUUUUACUCUAUGGAUAGAAGUUUGCAACAAAUUUGAUUAUUUGCUUGCGUCGUGUGGGAACGAAAUUUUAUUAUGUUAUAAUUUAUUAUUUGGUAGCUUGUGGAGUAAAAUUCUGUUCAUAUAUACUCUGGAUUUACUGAUUGUAUUUAUUGUAAUGGAUAGUUUGCAAAUUAUCUGUGAAUAUUUGUAAAGAUAAAGUUACCAGCUGUCAUUUUUUAAAGAAACAUGGUGACCUUCAUAUUUCCAACUUACGAUUUUUGAAAUAAUCUAUAAUUCAAGUUUAUAUAUUAUAUAUACUUUAUACACAUUCUUAAAUAAAUAUUUAGUUUUUUUUAUUCAAAAGACUAUUUUUAGGCGCGAACUGAAAAUUCAGUGUCACUUAUUUGACACUUAUCUUUAGUACAGUUUUCCAUAGUUUUGUCAAUUGUCAAUACUCCGACUCUGGUAGUAGUAGAGGAGUUUCUGUUUUCUAUGAAUAGUAUUGGAAAUGAUCUAUUGCCAUUAAAUAGUAUUAGCCAACGAAAUCUACUCAUCGAUUUUACGUUAUGUUAAAGGUACUGUAAACAGACUUAGUUGGACAGACAGAGUUUUUAUACCCGGACAAAAAUACGUAGAAAUAUUUAAUUUUAAGUUGGUUAUAUGAAGAGUACAAUAUAUAUAUCAAAGAACGUUAUUUUAUGAACGUGUAGUUUAAGAUAGUUAAGAUGUUACGCGCUAGAAUUUUUUGUUUACAUAUUUUUUACGUCAGUGGCCAUUUGAAAUAAAUAAU